AUGAGCCGGAAAAACAAAAAAACCUUAAAGGAGAAAUUUGCCUUGAAGAACAGCUUGGUUAAAGAAGCCCUCUCAGAAUUCCUGGGAACUUUUAUAUUGAUAGCACUGGGAUGUGGGUGUGUGGGACAGGCUGUCCUUAGCCGAGGAGCCCAUGGUGGACCCAUGACAGUAUCAGUUGGAUUUGCAAUGGCAGUCACCAUAGCAGUGUAUGUGUCCGGGGGCGUUUCUGGUGGUCACAUAAACCCAGCCGUUUCAUUAGCCAUGUGCGUGACUGGAAGAUUAAAAUGGACCAAAUUACCAAUUUACAUAUUAGCACAACUCCUGGGAGCAUUUGUCGGAGCAGCAGCUGUCUUUGGGAUUUAUUACGAUGCCUUUAUGGAGUAUAGCAAUGGAACACUGGAAGUCACAGGACCUAAUGCAACAGCACAUAUCUUUGCAACAUAUCCAGCUCCGUAUCUGUCCCUCAUAAAUGGAUUUGCAGAUCAGGUGAUGUCAACAGCUGUUCUUCUUCUGGCUAUAUUUGCUAUUUUUGACACCAGAAAUAACAGUGUACCAAAGGGCCUGGAGCCAAUUGCAGUAGGACUUCUUAUAAUUGUUCUUACUUGCUCCUUGGGAAUGAACAGUGGCUGUGCCGUGAACCCGGCAAGGGAUCUAGGCCCAAGGCUCUUCACAGCCAUUGCAGGAUGGGGGAUGGAAGUAUUCACGGCUGGAAAUAAUUGGUGGUGGGUCCCUAUAGUUGCGCCUAUGCUAGGAGGUGUACUUGGAGCAAUGAUCUAUAUUGUUUUUAUUGAAAUUCAUCACUCGGAUGCUCAGCCAGGAGAAAAUGACGUGUAUGAUAAAUAUGAACUGACCAAUAUGGAGUAAGAAUUUUGUUUUGCAGUUUUUAUGCAAAUGAUUGUUUGGACCAUUUUAUAAAGCCUGUAUGCCUUGAUUAAAAAUCCACCUUUCAAAGCAGAAAAAUCUAUACAGAAGACAAGUUCAAAACUGACCUCUUUCCAUGAAAAAUCAGGGUGAUUGCAUUCAAAACCAGGAACUUGGGGGUGGGAAGGGUAAAUUGUUGUUCUUCUCAUAUGGUUUUCAGUUAUCUCCUAGAUGAAACUGUAGUGAGAUGAUGCACUGACCUGUUGAUUCAACACACAUGAUCUUAAUGAUGUUGCCUAAUUGACUGAGAAUAGAUGAGAUAUUUUUAUGAAACCACAUGCAUAGGUAGUUAAUUGGUUCAGUGCUGAAUUAAUGUGCAAGAGCAUCACUCACUUCUUAUAAUCAUUAUUUAAGAACGUCUUGUCUGAAAAUUAAAAACAAUACCCAAAUUGCAUAAAUGUCAAUUGCAGUAGUUUUAAGUAACUUACUAAAUUUUUAUGAAGCCACUAAUUGAACAGUAAGGAAUCAACUCAUCAGUGAUGAGGUUUAGUAACUCAAAAUAUGAUCACAAAAGGUAAAAACUGUGUGUUGUAAGAUCAACACCAAAAAGACAAAGCUGUACUUCUGCACAGGUUCUUCAUAGCAAUAGUGUUCAGCUAUAUUUAAAGUAUUUACUUGACCUUUAUGCUACCCAAAAUAAAAAGCCUAACAUAGAAUAUUAAUCUGAACCUCUUCCACUGUGCUUUCUGGAUAGAACUCAUUCCUGUGGAGCUGGGCCAGCAACAGAGGCUUAUCCUGUGCCUAUGUCUGCAAAAGUUUUAGAGGCCUUCUGCUGCUGAUUUACAUGGGGGGAUUUAACCUGCUUUGUGGGAGUAAUUUUUAUUUUAGUAGCAGUAACUGAAAUUAGAAACUGGUCUCAGACCUAGUCCUAGAUCCAAAUUCCCCAAGGAAGGCCAGCUCCACAUCAGAGUUCUGAAGCAUGGGUUCUCUCUCUCUGGGAAGUGGUUGGACAUACACCACACUUCCUAAAUAUCCAGCCUCAAAAAAUGAGAUUAUUUCUGCUUAAUCAUUAUGAAUUGAAUGUAUCCAGUUAAAUCAAAGUUCAUUUCUAAUAUGUAUACAUAUAUAUAUGGUUGUUGGUGGUGAUUAUGAAUAAAUAGACAUCCUAUUCAGUGAUGCUCCUGAGCUAUUAUCAUGGCAAAACUUCAGGGUACCAGUUCAAUGUACUCAUUUUAGGGCACUCCUCCCUUUAGAUUCCUACAGUUCUGCUCCCUAGAAUUCCACACUAUUUUCUGAUUUCACUCCUGAAGGGAGGAACACUUUGUUUUGCCAGUAAUAGCCUGUGCAUGUUGGUGAAGUAUCCAGAGAAGUGGUUUGGAAAAUACUGUGGUCAGAAUCUGCCUCGACAUUUAGGCAGAUCAGGCCUGUGUCACUGCAUGUCUUUAUCAUGCUCCCCAGUAUGCCAUGCUGAAUUCAUGGCAGCAAAGGGAUAGAAUUAGCACGUCAAGCAAAUCUUUGCUUGCUGCAGCUGUAAGUCGGAUGAUGCUGUAUACUCGAGGGAGUAUAAUUCCAAUUUGAAUUGUGUUUUUGAAGAAAACUUACAGAACUGUAACAAACUCAGGUUGCCCAGAGACCGUAUCAGCCCUGUGCAAAAUGCUCAUUUGAUUCAGCCAUAUCUCUGCUGUGGGUUAAAAACCAAUAUAGCUAUACCCAUCCACACUUGACCGCAUUGUAUCACUAUCUGGAGAGCUGCAAUAACAAGAAGGGAAGGUUUACAGAAUCAGUCCUCAAUCUGAGCAGAGGCAGAUACAGAAGAAUCAAAAGUACAAUGUGGAAACUGCUUCUAACUGUAGACCUUAUCUGGCAGCACAGACAAGCUAGUUCAUCUGUCCUGUAUGUUGAUAAAUUGCACUACAUAAAACAAGAUGGUGUGUAAAAGCAAUUGCACACUGAGCCUCCUUUUCUCCCCUUUGCAAUGAGUGCUGUCUCACUCUUUGGCGAUACCUGACAGGAGCACUCCUAGGUGGCUGCCAACCAUCUGUGCCUGGAGAGGGAUUACAUAGGUAGGAACAGCCAGAAGGCUGCCCCCAGGUCUGAAAGGCACUUAGUCUUCCACUGACACCAACACCUAACAUGAAAUAUCUGUGCAGAAAAUAAAAAUAGACAGCUAAUUAACCAGAAGUAACCAAUUUUGUCUGAAGUGGUAGGGGCAGGUUACCUGUGCUAGAAUUUUGCAUGGUCAGUAGGCUUCAUAUGCCUCACGAUGUUGCUUCGUUUAAUAUACCAUGGAAAACACAGAGGAAAGCAGAAUACAGGUCAGAAAUGAGAAAGGGACAGUUUAUUUAUACAACCUACUGAGUGACCAGCCCACUCUUACUGUGUGUUUGUGUGUUGGCAAAGGUACAUAAAGUUGUGCAUUUUCUCAAAAUCCUUCCAAUCACAACAGGUUCUGCCUGUAAAUCAACAUGACAAGUUGUUUCUCCUACUGAUGCCAUUUCCAUGCACUGAAUUUCUGUACAGGUGAUACUUCCUUGUCUGAAGUUAUGAACAUGCAAACAGCAAGCAGUGACACAUUAGCGUUGAUAGCAUAGCAAUAUUUAAAAUAUAGUCUCAACAAGUUGUUGUCAAUUCUGUCUUUGCUUAAAGAACUUAUUUCUAAACUUUAAUCAUUGAAUAGGCUUGUAAAUUCUUUGAAGACACAUGGUACUAAUACCACAAUCCCUCAUGACUUCACAAAAGCCAGAAUUUCAUCCAGGAACAAGGUGUUACAGACCUAUCUCAGAGUUGACAUCAUUUACAUUUAUAAGAAUGAAUUCCUGCUUUAGGGACAAAACUCAGUUGAGUCUUAACUAAAGAACCAUGACCAGUUCAUGGACCAUAACAUAAUGGGAACAAUAAUAAUUAUCUCGUGCCAUAAGCUUACACAGACAUCAUGAUCUGCUUUGUGCAAAACAAAAAAGCAUUUUUACUUUGCAUAAACUACGCAAUUUUCUAACAUCAACUGAUAUUCAGUGGUUGCACUCAUGUUGAAUUAAUUAAUACAGUUGGCAACAAGAAACAGUUUUUCCAGCCAUAAGACAUUCUGGUUAAUGAAUUAAUAGUAAUCAGGCUUGAUUGUUUUAAUGUUGAAAAAAAUUCAUUUUCAGAGCAUUGUUCAACUUUAAGCCUGUGUUUGUUCUUUUUCUUUUUUUGGGCAAUGUGUUUGUUCUUUAGAGGUAAACUUUGUACUAAAGUAAUUUGGAGAGUGAUCCUGCAAAUAGUACUGUGUUAAAGGUUGGCUACUGCAUGUCGUUUCAUAGAAGCCUCUGGAAUUAUUCACAAUGGGAGGCAAUACAAGCAAGGAUAAGUGCUCAGAGAAUUGAACUCAGAGCAUAGCAGAGACUGUACUUUCUUGUAGUUUUGACUGUGAAUCUGGAUGGAUGUGUUGUGGUUCAAAAUAAAUACAGUCAAUCCCUAAUAAAUGCAUUCCAGUGCUAUUUUUAUAAAAAAUCUCCCCCCGGCACCUAAGGACAUAUUAAGAAAUAAACGGCUGCCUAUUAUGACCUACGAUGUUUUAUAGCCUUGUGCUGGAACAACACAUUGACUAACAAGCUGUAUUCCCAGAGCACAUACCCUGUGGCAGAUUUCGUGGGUCAGAAGCAGUGCCAAAGCAGAGAAAUGCUCAUAUAUGAGUAAUGGCCACUGCUGGGCCAGGAGGCACCGGCGCAACAAUGAGAGGGCCAGGCUCCUCGCCUCUGGACCUUCUCCUGUUCCUGCCUGCAGCCUGCCUAGGGACGCUUUCUGCCACAGCUUUCCCACCGAUCUAACGAUAGCCAGAACCUAGGUGUGAUAUUUUGAUUAAGUCCCUCUUCAGAGAUUGCUUUUAAGGCAUGCAUACAUCAUGUCAGAUUUGGCCUACAGUACUUAGAAAAUGCCCCAAGCUAAUUUAUCUAUCUUUUCUACAGAUUUGUAACAGGGACAUGCUUUGCUCGUUUCAUUGUGAAAGCACAUGAAAACCUAUUCUGUGGGGGCAAGGGGAGAGGGAAAGAUUAGGAGCUUCAAAUUUACU
This is a messenger RNA of Egretta garzetta (little egret), 4909 nucleotides long. It is a transcript of the gene AQP9, whose product is annotated as aquaporin 9. The record is from RefSeq and is a predicted model, not a curated record. Gene Ontology annotation, biological process: water transport; glycerol transmembrane transport. The transcript is spliced from 6 exons. Gene Ontology annotation, molecular function: water channel activity; urea transmembrane transporter activity; glycerol channel activity. The coding region runs from base 1 to 864 and encodes 287 amino acids. Lineage: Eukaryota; Metazoa; Chordata; Aves; Pelecaniformes; Ardeidae. Gene Ontology annotation, cellular component: basolateral plasma membrane; plasma membrane.